Seriola dumerili (greater amberjack) is the source of this 4383-nucleotide messenger RNA. RefSeq names its product WD repeat domain 6 (gene wdr6). Gene Ontology annotation, molecular function: protein binding. NCBI's taxonomy places the organism in Eukaryota, Metazoa, Chordata, Actinopteri, Carangiformes, Carangidae. The record is from RefSeq and is a predicted model, not a curated record. Gene Ontology annotation, cellular component: cytoplasm. Gene Ontology annotation, biological process: tRNA methylation. The coding region runs from base 7 to 3642 and encodes 1211 amino acids. The transcript is spliced from 9 exons.
UCAGACAUGCAGACAGCAGCUCUGGUGGCUCCUGUCACGGCUCUGGAGUUCCUGCAGGAGGAGUUUCUCCUGACAGGUGAGGGUCCAGUCUUGACCGUGUACAGGCUUCAGCCUCACCCUGAAGCCGGCGCCUCACUGAGCGUGCUCCAACACCACAGAGUCCAUGGAAUAAGACCCAGAGGUCAGAGCUGCGCCACAGGCGCCGGCAGGAAGAACAAACAUGCUCAGUCCCCAGGACGGAGCUCCACCACAGAGCCCAGCUCCUAUGACCUGGCAGUGUUUGGAGGAAAGGCAGUGAGGCUGGUGAGGCUCCAUGUGGAUCUCCAGGAUGAGGACCACCUGCACUUGGAGGUCCAGGGUCCCCUCAUGGAGUUAGGGGACUGGGUCCUGGAUGUCCGCUGGCUCUCUGGAGGCAAACAGCCACUUCUGUGUGUGGCAGUGGCCCACAACAGUGCUCUUCUCCUGGACAUCAGUACAGGAGCUGCCCUGGUUCAGCGCUCCUGUCAGGAGGGGUGUCUGCUCUACUCUGCCCUCCUUCUAGUCCAUGAAUCUUGGGCGGAUGCUGUUGUAGUAGGAGGGACUGUUUUCAACCAGCUGGUUCUCUGGAAGCCUGGAGGAGGAGCAGGAGCAGGAGGAGGAGGAGGAGCAGGAGCAGGAGCAGGAGCAGGAGGAGGAGGAGGAGGGGGGAGUGACUCUGACUGUCAAGCUCCAGUGGAGAGGCGUCUGCUGGGACACAGUGGGGUCAUCUUCAGCAUCUCUUACCUCCAGGAGAAAGGAUGGCUGGCUUCAGCCUCUGAUGACCGCAGUGUGAGGGUGUGGGGGGUCGGUGCUUUAGGGGGCCCUGGGGGGAGGUGUGGGGACCGGAACCCGGCUUGUUUAAGGGUCCUGUAUGGACACCAGGCCAGGGUGUUCUCCGUGCGUCUCUCCCCGGGGAAAGUGUUCAGUGCCGGGGAAGAUGGGGCUUGUUUAGUCUGGGACUGGGCCGGAGGAGGGAAGGUGGUUCGGACGUUGAAGGGACACAGAGCAGGGGGGGUGCGAGCACUGGCAGUCAGUGAGGCAACAGGAGAUGAGGAGAGAUGGGUGGCCACAGGGGGGGCAGAUGGGGGGGUGAGGUUGUGGAGAGUGAAGGAGAGUGAGGGAAGGAAGGAGGAGACGGAGGAAGCAGUGACAGAGAAGAUAACUGACCUGAACUUCCCUGGGCUCAGUGCUCCUAAAGUGAUGUGUGGAGCAGCAGCAGAGGAUGGAGACAGCAGCUGGAGCCAGAGGAGGUUUGUGGUCUGUACUGACCAGGGGGAAGUCUAUCAGUACAGCACAGGGCAGUGGGAGAUGGUGUGGCGAGGGACGUCUGAGUUUCAGUCCUACUGUGUGAUGGAAACAGUUUCCAUCAGAGCCACAGACUCAGCAGUCAGAGUGAGUUUGUGUGCUGUGGGAAACCUCAGCGGCUCCGUUCAGGUGUUUCCCGUCUCUCGGCCUCAGUGUGGGAUUCUCCUCUCGGCUGGAUCAGGGAAGAUCCACAGUCUGAUCUGGCAGGAGGGAGGAGGAGGUGUGUGUUUGUUGGCGUCAGGUGCUGAAGGACUCGUGUAUCGCUGGUGUGUGGAGGUCACAUCACAUGACUCCUUAACUCUCAGUGUAAAUCCUCUUCCUCCUUUCCUCCUUCCCCCUUCUGCCAAACGCUGGCUGCUGGCCGCGGUGCGCCUCCACUCCAGGCCGCAGGAGGCGCUGUGGGUCUGUGGGGACAGGAGGGGGUCUCUGCUUUUGUUUAAGGAAGUUGGACAGAAGAAGAAGGGAGACGACAGUUUGUUGACGGGCAGGGAACGAAGUGAAGAGGAGGAAGAUGGAAGUGAUGGAGAUGGAAGAAGAAAGAUGGCGGAGCAGCGAGAGAGUAAAGACGUGCUGCGGCCACUGAGCUGCCUGUUCGGGGUUCAUGGGAAACAGGGAGUGACGUCGCUGAGUGAACACAGAGGACUGCUGUACAGCAGCGGCAGGGACGGCUGUGUGAGAGUCUUCAGAAGAGAGCGGCUGCAGCUGCAGGUUCUGAGAGUCCAGCGGGCCUGCAGAGGGAUGGAGUGGCUGGAGCGAGUUCUGAUUCUUGAAGAGGAGGAAGAGGAGGAAGAGGAGGGCAGAGAGGAAGGUGACAACCAGGCCAGAGAAGCCAGGAUCGUCAUCGCUGGUUUCCACUCUGUCCACUUCGUGGUCUGGGACCCGGUGAGGCAGGAGAGGCUGCUGGCGGUGCCUUGUGGGGGGGGGCAUCGCUCCUGGAUCCUCUGGCCGUCCAGCAGAGGGGUGUGGCCUGGAUACGGAGCUCUGGUCUUCAUCAAGCACAGGGCUGUCCUGGCUUCACAGCCCCCAGGAGAGGAGCCGAGCCGGGCGGGGAGGGCAGGAAGGACCGGAGGGUGGGGCCUGAGAGAGGGCAUCCAUGGGAGGGGGGUAGGGUGUGUGUGCAGGCUGGGGAGGAUAGAGGGAGCUGGGAGUGAGAGGAGGGAGGAGCGGAGAGGGGGAGGGCAGUGGGAGGUGGUGGUUACUGGGGGGGAGGACACCAGUUUAACCAUCGUGGCCGUUCAUCCCGCCUCUGGCUGCGUCAGGGUCCUCUCAGUUAUCAACGACCACAUCUCCAGCGUCCGGACCGUCGCCUCGGUAACAGAGGGACACAGCGUUAACCAAUCGCAGUCUCUCUCCGCCCUGCUCGUCUCAGCCGGCGGCCGGGCUCAGCUGCAGUGUUACCGGCUUCUGAUUGGCUGGGACCGGCAGAGACUGGCCCCCUCCUGUCAGGUGAUCCAGGUGGCCGCUCACCGAUUGGACGAACAGUGGGAGAGGAAGCGGAACCGACACAAGACGGUGAAGAUGGAUCCAGAGACGAGGUACAUGUCUGUGGUGGUGUUGGGUCAGAGGACAGACUCUGUUCUUCUGGCUCUGGGCUGCAGUGACGGAGCUGUCAGGUUGUUCUCGGUCAGUGAAGUCAGACGACACAUUGAUUUGUUGUGGGAGACGUUUCACCAUCAGCGCUGUGUGCUCAGUGUCGCCACCUGCAGCCUGGAGGACGGAACAGGAAACAGGUACCAGCUGCUGUUCAGCGCUGCCACAGAUGGGAAAAUUGCAGUGUGGGAUUUGAGUGACACCUCCUCCUCGACCGAUACUUCUCCACCAAUCCCCUGCCUCGACAUUCCCGCCCACCAGAGCGGCAUCAACUCAUUGGCUGUUUGGGCAGAGAAACUGGGACAACAAGGCGGUGGUUGCCUGGUAACUGUUGCUAGCGGAGGGGAUGAUGGGCAGCUGACAGUGUCCACAGUUAAGGUGCAUUACCCAGAGGAGGGGGGGGACCGGCUUCAGCUCCGCCUCCAGGGCCACGCCCACAUCCCACUGGCCCACGCCGCCCCUCUGACCGCCCUGAGGCUGCUGACCCCCGGCCUCCUGGUCUCUACUUCUUCAGAUCAGAGGGUCUGUCUGUGGAGGGUCUGCAGUACCGCUGUCUGCCACAGAGAGACGCUGUGCUCCCACGUAGCAGACGCCGCAGGACUCGCAGUGUGGGAGGGGACAGGAUGGGUGCUGGUCUGUGGUCAGGGUCUCCAGCUGCUGCGAGUCAGAGACACGGAGAGCGAAGAAGAGACGGGGACGAGAAGAGAAUCACAGAAUCAGAACAUCUGACAUUAUUAAUUAUCUGUAAAAUCACAAGGUGCAGCUGCAUGAAGGAGGAAGUGCUUUUAAAUAAAUGAACUGAGUCAUUUUUUAUUAAAAGUUGUUUAUUCUCCAGCUUUAUUGUUAAGACAGGAAGGAACAUUAUAAAGAGACAGUAAACUCUUUAUAUUUGUCUCUGAAAAUAUCAAAAUAACAACAAUAAUAAUAAUAAUAAUUGUAAUAUCUGCGGCUGGAAAUAAUCCAAAGUAAAUAAAAGUCGAAGCUGUGGGAGUGACUCAGGCUUCACACACAGGAAACAUUUGGAGCUCAUCAAGGAAAAAUAAAAUCCAUGGCUGUUUGAAGAGAACAUUAAAAGCAUCUCUGGUGUGUUGGAGCCAUCUGUGGCCUCCUUCAGGGAGAAGCACCACGCUGCACAAAGAUGGCUGAAAUGACUGGAGUUAUUUUUAAUUAUGUCACAUCUCAGCCAGGAAAUAAAACCCUUCGACGUGAAGAGGGACUCUGAAGACCGCCGUCACCAGAUCUCUCCAGGAACCAAAGUCCGACCAGAACUGGGGAGAUUCGUGGUUUAAAUGCAGUUUAUGGGUAAAAAUCUCCUUCAGCAACUGAUUGAACUGUUUUAUUGAAGAGCCGGUAUGAUCACUGCAUCACGGUGGAUAUAAGACGACACAUGAUAUUAUAAACACGUUAUAUACAGAUCACAACUGUGGUGGUUGGAGAAGACGAAUCAUUUUAUUUUUAUUUUUGGAUGUU